UAAAACAGAGAGCACUUCUCUGCUAUCCUGUUCUGCUUCAAGUGCUUACAGGGAGCGUCUCCCUCAACUCUCUCCAGAAUCGGAAGAUUUUCACUGUGGUCGUCGCGAAAUCCAACAGAGAAGAAGCGAGGGAGAGGAGGGAGACAGGGAGAGAGAGAGAGAGAGAGAGAGAGAGAGAGAGGAGGAAAUGGAUGCUUACACUCUUCACCUGGCCAUGGCGGCUCUGGUCGGGGCGUCGUUCGUCGCGGUCUCGGCCUAUUACAUGCACAGGAAAACCCUAAAUCAGUUGCUGGAGUUCGCGAAGACGGUGGAGCGGGAGAGGGAGAGGGACGACGACUCGGACGGGGAGUCGCCGCAGCACCCGAGGAGGCGUCGCGGCGGGGGGGGCGGCGGCUCGCGGCGCAAGGGGGGCGGGUACCGCCGGGCGUCAGCGUCGCUGCCGGACGUCACCGCCAUGUCCAGCGGCGGGGUGGACGGGGACGAGAGGUGCAACGGGCCGAUUGCGCUGGACGGGAUUCCGGCCGGAUUGCCGAGGCUCCAGACUCUCCAUGAAGGAAAAUCUGCUCCACUUUCUUCUUCAGUAAAGAGAGUCGGGAGUCUUAUCAGACCAACUUCUCCGAAGUCUCCUGUUGCUAGCGCUAGUGCCUUUGAGAGCUUGGAAGGAUCAGAUGAUGAAGAUAACAUGACUGAUAAUGCUAAACUAGAUACAACUUAUCUCCAUACGAAUGUAAAUGCCGGACCAGAUAGUAAAAGCUUGUUGCCAAAUGGUGAGCAAAUACCCAUGGCAGCGUCAAGCAUGAUUAGGUCUCAUAGUGUAUCUGGAGACCUGCAUGGUGUUCAGCCAGAUCCUAUUGCCGCUGAUAUAUUGAGGAAGGAGCCGGAGCAUGAGACUUUUGUACGGCUUAAAAUCAGUCCAAAUGAGGUGCCAGCAGCUGAUGAAGUUGAAUCCUAUAUCAUUAUUCAAGAAUGCCUUGAAUUACGAAACCGGUAUGUAUAUAGGGAAUCAAUUGCUCCAUGGGAGAAGGAAGUCAUAUCUGACCCCAGCACACCUAAGCCUAAUCCCGAGCCGUUUUCUUACACUUCAGUGGGAAAAUCUGAUCAUUCUUUUGAAAUGCAAGAUGGAGUUGUUCAUGUCUACCCGAAUAAAGAAUCAAAGGAAGAGCUUUUCCCUGUUGCCGGUGCAACAGCCUUCUUCACAGAUUUACACUUAAUACUCCGAGUUAUAGCAUCAGGAAAUGUCAGAACUUUGUGCCAUCAUCGGCUAGUUCUUCUAGAGCAAAAAUUUAAUCUUCACUUGAUGCUUAAUGCGGACAAGGAGUUUCUUGCUCAGAAAAGUGCUCCACACCGCGACUUUUAUAAUGUCAGAAAAGUUGAUACUCAUGUUCAUCAUUCGGCAUGCAUGAACCAGAAACAUCUUUUAAGAUUCAUAAAGUCAAAGUUGAGGAAAGAGCCUGAUGAGGUUGUAAUUUUCCGUGAUGGGACAUAUCUUACCUUAAAAGAAGUUUUUGGGAGCUUAGAUUUAACAGGGUAUGACCUGAAUGUUGAUCUUCUGGAUGUUCAUGCUGACAAGAGCACAUUCCAUCGCUUUGAUAAGUUUAAUCUCAAGUAUAACCCUUGUGGUCAAAGUCGGCUCCGAGAGAUAUUCCUAAAACAGGAUAACCUCAUCCAAGGUCGUUUCCUUGCUGAGCUGACGAAGGAAGUAUUUUCUGACCUCAAAGCAAGUAAAUAUCAGAUGGCUGAGUACAGGUUAUCUAUAUAUGGAAGAAAAAUGAGUGAAUGGGAUCAAUUGGCGAGCUGGAUAGUGAACAAUGAAUUAUACAGCGAGAAUGUUGUAUGGUUAAUUCAGCUUCCACGGCUGUACAACGUGUACAAAGAAAUGGGAAUCGUGACAUCUUUUCAGAACAUCCUCGACAAUAUUUUCAUACCUCUCUUUGAGGUCACAAUUGAUCCAGAUGCACACCCACAGCUACAUGUUUUCCUUAAACAGGUUGUUGGCUUGGAUUUGGUGGAUGAUGAAAGCAAGCCUGAAAGGCGCCCCACAAAACAUAUGCCCACGCCUUCUCAAUGGACUAAUGUAUUCAAUCCAGCAUUUUCGUACUAUGCUUACUAUUGUUACGCAAAUCUCUACACCUUGAACAAGCUUCGGGAGUUGAAGGGAAUGACAACUAUAAGAUUUCGUCCACAUUCCGGAGAGGCUGGUGACAUUGAUCACCUUGCUGCAACAUUUCUCACUUCUCACAACAUUGCACAUGGGAUCAAUUUGAGAAAGUCUCCCGUACUCCAGUAUCUGUAUUAUCUUGCACAAAUCGGUCUGGCCAUGUCUCCUCUGAGCAACAAUUCUUUAUUUCUAGACUAUCACAGGAAUCCUUUUCAACUAUUUUUCCUACGGGGUUUAAAUGUGUCUCUUUCAACGGACGAUCCACUUCAGAUCCACCUCACGAAAGAACCUUUGGUUGAAGAGUACAGCAUAGCUGCAUCAGUUUGGAAAUUGAGUUCGUGUGAUCUGUGCGAAAUUGCUCGAAAUUCUGUUCUGCAGUCAGGUUUCUCGCAUGCUUUAAAGUCUCAUUGGAUUGGAAAAGAGUACUACAAGAGGGGACCAGGUGGAAAUGAUAUCCACAGGACAAAUGUGCCUCAUAUCAGGAUUGAAUUUCGUGAUAUGAUCUGGAGAGAGGAGAUGCAGCAAGUUUAUGUAGGCAAGGCAAUCAUCCCCGAAGAACUUGACAUUAAGUGAUUGGAAGGGAGAUGAUGUAUGUCUUGCUUGAAUAAUUGGCACAGGAUCUGGUGCGUAUGAGAAGUUCUAUUUGCUUUAACGAUAAACCAAUAGAAAUUAACCGAAAUCUGCAGCUGGGCCUUGUUCAUGAGGAUAUCGAGUUUCAUGUGGUGCACGUGCUGUCUCAUAUAUAGUUUUGAGUCUGCCAAUGGAAAGGAUGGCCAACUUGGGAAAGAUCAUAGACUAGAGUUUCUGUAAUUCUUGGCAUAUUAUUACAAUUUUCUAUUUUACACAGGCCAAAUUUUGUCCCCUCAAGUUGUCAUGUAAGAUGCUGACAUGAACGGCGAGAUGCAUAAUUAAUGCUUGAUGAUUUCGGGCAUAAUUGCGGUCCUUUUUGGCUACAAUUUGGC
Rhodamnia argentea is the source of this 3120-nucleotide messenger RNA. Its product is annotated as AMP deaminase. Gene Ontology annotation, biological process: IMP salvage; AMP metabolic process. The record is from RefSeq and is a predicted model, not a curated record. Bases 188 to 2731 code for a protein of 847 amino acids. Gene Ontology annotation, molecular function: AMP deaminase activity. The transcript is spliced from 20 exons. NCBI's taxonomy places the organism in Eukaryota, Viridiplantae, Streptophyta, Magnoliopsida, Myrtales, Myrtaceae. Gene Ontology annotation, cellular component: cytosol.